AUGGCAGGAGAAUAUCAGGCCGAAGAUGUACGUCCAACUCGGUGCGGAAGAUGUGUUCAGGUUUACAGGGAACGAGACGCACACAGACUACUUUCGGCUGGUGCUCCGGGACGGGAACUAUCUUCUGGUCGGCGGAAGGAAUCUCGUGCACAAUCUGAGCUUAACCGACCUGACCGAGCAGCAGAGGCUGACUUGGUACUCGACCGACAGUGACGUGAAGAUGUGCCUGGUGAAGGGCACGCCGGAGGAGAACUGUCAGAACUACAUUCGCAUCCUGGUGAAGACGGACACGAACACGCUGCUGGUGUGCGCGACGAACGCGUUCAAGCCGAUGUGUCGGGACUACGGGGUUCAUCCCGGGAAUUACACGAUUCUGAAGGAGAAAGGGGGCCAGGCGAAGUGCCCGUACGACCCCAGGCACAACAGCACUUUCGUCUACGUCGACGGGGAGCUAUAUACCGGCACCGUGGCCGAUUUCGCGGGAAUGGACCCGAUCAUCUACAGGGAGCCGCUGCAGACCGAGCAGUACGACUCGAAGAGUUUGAACGCGCCGAAUUUCGUCAGCUCCAUGGCCCAGGGAGACUUCGUCUAUUUCUUCUUCCGGGAAACCGCUGUGGAGUAUAUCAAUUGCGGCAAGACCGUCUACUCUCGCGUGGCGAGAGUCUGUAAAUACGAUCGAGGUGGUCCGCAUCGGUAUCGCAAUAGGUGGACCUCGUUCCUAAAGUCCCGUCUUAAUUGCUCCGUCACCGGAGACUUUCCUUUUUACUUCAAUGAAAUACAAUCAACGACGGAACUGAUAUCGGGUCAGUACGGCAAUAAGUCGGCCCAGCUGAUAUACGGCACGUUCACCACUCCUGUGAACAGCAUCAGCGGCUCGGCCGUCUGCGCCUUCUCCUUGCAGGACAUCACCGACACGUUCAAGGGCAACUUCAAGGAGCAGAGCGCCAUCAACUCGAACUGGCUACCGGUGCAGAGCACCAAGGUCCCCGACCCGAGGCCUGGACAGUGCGUGAACGAUUCUAGAUCGCUGCCCGAUCUAACCCUGAAUUUCAUCCACACGCACUCCCUCAUGGACGAGCUCGUGCCGAGUUUCUUCGGCCAGCCCAUCGUGAUUCGCACCAGUUUUCAUUACAGAUUCACGCAGAUCGCCGUGGAUCCCCAAGUGAAGACGCCCGGCGGCAAGACGUACGACGUGUUGUUCAUCGGCACGGACAACGGCAAGGUGAUCAAGGCGGUGAACGCAGAGUCCGCGGACACUCACCUGAAGGUGAGCCCGGUGGUGAUCGAGGAGAUCCAGGCGUUCCCGUCCUCGGUGCCAGUUCGCGGCAUCAAAGUGGUCAGAGCUUCUCAGGCCGGCGAUGGCCUCGAGGACGGUCGGCUGGUCGUGAUCGCCGACAGCCAAGUCCAGGCCUUGAGGCUGCACCGCUGCUACAGCGAUAGGAUCUUGUCGUGCGGGGAAUGCGUCGCUCUGCAGGAUCCUUAUUGCGCCUGGGACAAAGUGGAGGGCAAAUGCAGAGCCUUGGUGGGUCCGGCGUCCACGGACGCGAGCAGAUUCCUGCAGAGCGUCGCGACAGGCCUGCACGCCUCUUGUCCGCCGAGUAAAAGCUUGAACAAGGACGCGGGCAGCGUCGGAGCGAUCUCCGCGAACCAGAAUAAAUUCCCGCAGGACUCGAUGAUCCCCAAUAAAGAAGGCCAAGGGGGAGAGAUCAUCAAUAUCAUGCAGGACGAGGAGCAGGAUAAUUCAGGUAGCUACUCCGUGGAGACUCUGGUGAUGGCUGUGGUAGCUGGUGCGGUAGCGGCUCUGAUGGUCGGUUUCGUGGCGGGCUAUCUGUGCGGCAGAAAGUGCAGGAAAGACGAGGACGACAACCUGCCGUACCCUGACACGGAGUACGAGUACUUCGAGCAGCGUCAGAACGUGAACAGGUGAGAGUCCUCGAUCCUACCGGUAGCUGCCAGGCUAGCGCCGGAGCCGAAGCUGCUGCCCCAGGAGGAGGUAACGUACGCGGAACCGGUGCUGGUUCCACAGCCCCCGAAGUUGCACUCGCCGAAAGGAACGAUGCGGAAACCUCCGCCAACGCCGACGGAAACGCUGUUCCAAUUCCCGGACGGUUACGGUUUCCGCGGUCCGAGGGACAACUUCGGUACCCUGCGCUCGCACCAGGGCGACGCGUAUCGGCGCAACGACGGGUUCGCGACCACCCGGAGCGUGAAGAAGGUUUAUCUCUGA
Molecule: messenger RNA, 2227 nt
Organism: Habropoda laboriosa
Lineage: Eukaryota; Metazoa; Arthropoda; Insecta; Hymenoptera; Apidae
Gene: Sema1a
Product: semaphorin-1A
Exons: 9
Biological process (GO): neural crest cell migration; positive regulation of cell migration; semaphorin-plexin signaling pathway
Molecular function (GO): chemorepellent activity; semaphorin receptor binding
Source: RefSeq, a predicted model, not a curated record